AUGCCUCCUUCCGCAAUGAAACCACCAAAUGCAUCGAAGUCUAAUUUAGCAAAUUCUGGAAAAAACUUGUAUGCCUGCAGGGCAGAAGAGAAGGCUCCCAGUACUAAACUUUGGAACAGAAAUGAGUAUGCUUCUUUAAGUAACACACCAAAUGCAAGAUCUGAUAGUGGAAUUAUGCACAAGUUUGAGAACCUUUCAAAUAAUUUGCGAACUGUACAGCAGCAAAAACGCCCUGGUAACUGUAAUUCGCCUCAGCUUAUGAAAACAACAGAAACCAGCCAAACGUAUGCAUCAUCUAAAGGACAAUGGCCAGUGAAAACUAAUGCUGUUUCAAGAACUCUGCAGGAUCGUAGUCUGGCAUAUAAAUUUAACCAUGAUAUUCAGCAAAAUAAAAUGAAUGAGAAAGAAUUUGGUUGUGUUGCAGAAGAUAAAAGUCAGGAAUUUUCAUCAUCUCAAUUAAAAAUUAAAGAAAAAAAGAAUUCUUUGCGCAUCAUAUCUGCAGUCAUUGAAAGUAUGAGGCACUGGUGUCAAUAUGCUUAUAAAAUUGCACUAUUAUUUGAAGUUUUAGGCACACUUGAUUCUGCGGUCACACCUGGAGCGUAUGGCGCAAAGAAUUUUCUUCUGAGAGACGGAAAGGAGAGCCUGCCUUGUGUAUUUUAUGAAAUCGACCGGGAGCUUCCAAGACUAAUUAGAGGUCGUGUGCACAGGUGUAUGGGAAACUAUGAUGCAAAAAGGAACAUUUUCAAGUGCGUCUCUGUCAGACCAGCCACUAUUCAAGAGCAAAACACUUUCCAAGAAUUUGUUAAAAUUGCAGAUGCUGAGAUGACAGCAUAUGUCAAAACAAUGAAUGAACUUUAA
Apaloderma vittatum (bar-tailed trogon) is the source of this 858-nucleotide messenger RNA. RefSeq names its product spermatogenesis associated 22 (gene SPATA22). Lineage: Eukaryota; Metazoa; Chordata; Aves; Trogoniformes; Trogonidae. The coding region runs from base 1 to 858 and encodes 285 amino acids. Gene Ontology annotation, biological process: gamete generation; homologous chromosome pairing at meiosis; meiotic DNA repair synthesis. The transcript has 5 exons. The record is from RefSeq and is a predicted model, not a curated record.